CACACACACACACACACGCACGCAGCUCGAUAAACCUCUUCGUGACUCGAGCCUCAGUCUUGAGUCUGAGUCAGAGUGUCUCUCGCACAUCUGACCUCGAUACACACUCCACGCACUCGCGAGACACUCGCGUGCGACUCAGCAGUCCGGCGAUCGUGUCCUCCAAUCGACGUUGACGAGUGAAUCUAAAGCAGCCACAUCUUCCAAGGGAACACGCAGACGUACGAGUCAAGGCCAGACGAUCACGGACCAGAGUAGGCCUACUGCGCGCAUGGUUGCGAGGAUCACUGCCAGCUUUUACCCUCGGCUGUUCUCUUCUCCAUCACGACUGAAACGUACUCUUGCAGUACACCCUUCGUCUUCUUCGACUCGAUCGCUGCAUCAGUUCAGCAGAACGCAUACAACCGCUUGCGCAUCCAACAUGACGACCGCAGCUGCGACCUCUGCGGGCGCUUACGCUUCUGGCUCCGCUGCGCGCAAUGUCCAACCCCCUUGGACCCGACCUGACCCUCAAGGAAACGAUGCAGCCCCAGAGCUGCAUGUCUACAACUCGUUGACUCGGACCAAAGUGCCCUUUGUUCCCAUGAAAGGAAAGACUGUUACGUGGUACAAUUGUGGUCCUACUGUCUACGAUGCCAGUCACAUGGGACACGCCAGAAAUUACGUCUCACAAGAUAUCAUUCGUAGGCUGCUGAGGGAUUACUUUGGUUACGACGUCAUCUUGGUUCAGAACGUCACGGACAUCGAUGAUAAGAUUAUAGUCCGAGCUCGACAAGUGCACCUUCUAUCCGAACUUCAGAAGCAGCAUGCCAGUGGCCUGACAAAGGAGCUGCUGGAACAGGUUCAAGAAGCUUGGAGAGUGUUUUUUGAGAAGACUUUGAAGAGGUUUGCUCCUCCCCCGGCCCCUCAGGAUAACGAGCUGGGAGGUGCGGCUUUGAUAGAGGCUAUGUGGGAGGAGGUUUCGAGGCUGUACAAAGAUGAGCAGUGGAGAAGGGAGAACACAGAAAAGGAGCCGAAGCUCGGCAUGUGGUUUGCUGCUCUCGAUUCAUCGCGACAAGCUCAAGUAGCAGCAGCCAUGUCGCUCGCUGCAACACCGACCACCGAGGAGCUGUCCAAGCAGCUCAUCGACGCCUCCGCAGACGUCCUUUCACCCUGGUUGGACGCAGCCAAGGGCGCUAGCGUUUCAGAUCACAGCAUCUUCCGGUCCUUGGCCGAGUACUGGGAAGGUCGCUUCUACGAGGACAUGACGCGGCUGCAUGUCGAGAAGCCCACGCUCGUGACCAGGGUGACCGAGUAUGUACCUCGAAUCGUCGACUUUGUCAAGCGAAUCGUGGAUAAUGGGUACGCUUAUGCGGACUCUAGUCCGGGAGAGGGAAAGAGCAACGUCUGGUUCGAUACUAGGGCUUUCGAUGGGGCUCCUUCUAAAGCGGCGAAUGCUGCGCCAGAAGCGAAGAAACAUCAUUACGCUAAAUUGGCACCCUGGAGCAAGGGCGAUAAGGCCUUACUGGAAGAGGGCGAAGGCUCGCUGUCUACUGGCGCUUCGACAGUCUCUGGCAAGAGGACGCCGUCUGACUUUGCGCUUUGGAAGAGCUCUAAACCGGGCGAGCCAGCUUGGCCUUCCCCAUGGGGCUCGGGUAGACCGGGAUGGCACAUUGAGUGCUCAGUGAUGGCUACCGAAGUGCUCGGCACCCAGAUCGACAUUCACUCGGGCGGCGUUGAUCUCAUGUUCCCGCACCACGACAACGAGCUGGCGCAGAGCGAGGCCCACAGCGGCUGUGGUCAAUGGAUCAAUUACUUCUUGCACACGGGUCACUUGCACAUCGAGGGCUUGAAAAUGUCCAAAUCCCUCAAAAAUUUCAUCUCCAUUGACGAAGCUUUGGAAAAGUACACUCCCAGAAGGCUCAGGCUUGCUUUCUUGCUGCAACUUUGGAGCUCAAAAAUGGACUUUAGGGAAAGUGCCAUGGCAGAAGUGAAGAAUGCGGAGACCACUUUCAACAACUUCUUUGCGACUGUCAGGUCUCAUGUUCGUGAAGCCCGGUCCCGGGGUCUAGCCUACUCGGACGGUACAGCACACUUCUCCCAGGCAGAAGCAGACCUUCUCACCUCGCUCGUUGCGGCGCAACAAAACUUUAGAAGAGCCAUGUGCGACUCGUUCGAUACUCCGAGCGGUAUCAACAUCUUGUUGGAGCUUGUUUCCAAGGCCAAUGUGUACGAAAGAAGCGCAAAGCCGCAGAAUUUCAACGUCGAGAUCUUGGAGAGCGUCGCACGAUGGGUCAGCGAUGUGCUGCUCGUGUUUGGUCUGGGUGAAGGCCCGAGGAGAGAGGGACAAAUCGGCUGGGGAGAGUCUCCCGAACCGGGAGCUGCCGAUGGGCUCCACUCGAGCGAGGACCGCGAGGAGAUCCUCAUGCCAUAUCUCAAAGCUCUAUCCGGCUUCAGAGACUCGAUCCGAAAGCUUGCGCGAGAAGACGCUCCAAGCGCCGAGCUGCUCAAGUUGGCAGAUCAGCUUCGUGAUGUAGACAUGGUAGAUCUUGGCGUGGCGAUGGAAGACACAGAGUCUGGUCAAGCUAUGUUGAAACUCGUGCCUGCUGCGCAAUUGCAAGCUACCAGAGCGGAAAAGGAACAAGCGGCCAAGGAUAAAGUGGCACGAAAGGCAGAAGCUGCGGAAAAAGCCAAGGCUGCUAGGAUCGAAAAGCUGCAAAAGGGCAGCAUAGCUCCGGAAUUGCUCUUCAGACGAUCUUCUGGUGCUCCUGUCGAAGAGUCGGAGUACGCGCAAUUCGACGACAAGGGCAUCCCUACUCAUGACAAGGAAGGCAAGGAACUCGCCAAGAAGCGCAGAAAGAAUUUGGAAAAGGAACACGAAAAGCAGAUCAAGCUGCACGAAGAGUAUCUUGCAGCAAAGCAAGCGGGCGAAAUUUGAGCUGCGUACGAAGCUUCAAACUCUGCAAACAAUGCAUGUACUUUUGUCCCCUCGAGCCCCUCGUCGCGCAGCUCAACGGCCCACAGCGGGUCAAUCUUUGACUUGGUAUAUUGCUCAGAAUGAGGCCUGCAGAGCUGUCGCUAUUUAGGUCUCGUUCGCGUCUGAACGGUAAGGUCGAUCGGCAGCUGAUGCGGGCAAGGCUUCGGGAAUGCCCCUUUGCUUGUCGGGAUUCAACAAGUCGGCCACCGUCCUCUGGAAGGUCAUCCAUUCAUCUUCGCGCGGUUGGGCCAGCGUGCCAACAUCGGCGAUGUAGAUCCUACCAUCGAUGCCUCCC
Ceraceosorus guamensis is the source of this 3251-nucleotide messenger RNA. RefSeq lists its product as hypothetical. The transcript has 7 exons. Gene Ontology annotation, biological process: cysteinyl-tRNA aminoacylation. Gene Ontology annotation, cellular component: cytoplasm. Bases 422 to 2917 code for a protein of 831 amino acids. The record is from RefSeq and is a predicted model, not a curated record. Lineage: Eukaryota; Fungi; Basidiomycota; Exobasidiomycetes; Ceraceosorales; Ceraceosoraceae. Gene Ontology annotation, molecular function: cysteine-tRNA ligase activity; ATP binding.